GUAAUUUUUAAAAAUUAUUUAUGUUCAAAUUUUCUCUUUAUUUAUGUUUUUCAAUUUCUUAUUUCCUUCUUAUUUAGGAGUAUGUCUCUAAGGAUCCUCUACUCCUUUAAUUUUUUUUUCUCCACUACUUUCUGUUUUCCUUCAUGAUUUCAACUUUUGCUGCUGCAGUUUGUUGUGCUUGAGAACUUUCUAUUUUGGGGAUGAAUUAAUCAUUUUUACUCUAAUUUUCUCGGAACUCAAAGUCAUUACUGUAUUAUUAUCGAAAAUGUCUAGUCAUCACCUCUCACUUUCAGUGCCUCUGUUCUUCACCCCAUUUGCUACUACUUUUCCAAGUCAGUCAAGAGAAAUAAGUUUAAAAAUACAAAAACCAAACUCUGGAACAAGUCAAGUCAACUCGACGAGGCAGAACAGAGCUGAUAAGCUUUUUGUAAGAACUAAAAUAGUUUUUCUUUCUAAGUCUAUGAUUUUUCCUUGUAUUUUGAUUUCUAGAUUUCUUCUACUUUGUUGACUGUUUCUUGAAGUAUGUGUGGAAUUGGAAGGAAAUAUGUGUGAGCAAUCAUUCUCUUGAUUUUUUUUCUUUUUUAUUUUUUUUUGGUUCUGUUUCUGUUGUUUUGUGCUCUGGGUUUGAUGAACUUUUGCUGAUAGUGACUCACUGAUUUCAAGUAAUUCAUCUUUGUUAUGAUUCUUGAUUGCUUUCUGGGUUUCGCCUAUUCUGUAGUGGCCAAAUCGAGUUUGUGAUCUUCUUGAUGGCUGAGUAUAGUUGACUUUUGAGUCUUUGAUUUCACAUGGAAAUUAAAAUUCUGAAAAAGGUUGUACUUUAUUGUAGAAAUGAGAAAUAAUGAUUCUGAUUCGAGAACUGGUACUUCAUAAAAUAGGGGGAACAAAAAAAAUUGUGAGACUUCAGUCUAGAUUACUUGUGAAAUGCUCUAAUUGAUCCUAUUUAGGCUUCUCCAUGUUUUCCUAAAUUCUCUGGAGUUUCUUUUGUGCAUGUUGAUUGGAUUGGUCUAAUUGGUCGUAUUUUUGCCCUGUAGUAGUUUUCUGCUAAAACAAAAGCUUGUUAGCUUGUUAAAGUUGCUUACUAUUCUAGUUCAUUGUUAAUUUGCCCUCUAUGACAGCAUAGUACACUCAACUUUCUUUAUAUUCACUAAAUUCAUUCGAUUGUUCUGAUUACAAGGUAUCUCCAAUAAGGCAAAUUUGGUUUCUUUAAUAGACGAAUUCCAUGCUCUUUAGGAAGAAUGAAUGUUGUAAUUCAUGACAUAACUCAAGGAGGAUAAUUGACCAAGUUAUGGAAAGUGGAAAUGAUCUAUCUUCCUUAAGCUUUGCUGCUUCAUCUCCUGCAUCCCAUGGUUCGAGUACUCAAAGUAUGCCAUCCGCUGGCAAUGAGCCAGUGGCCAGUCUUGAACUCUUGAGUUUAACUAAAUUAAGUGGUAAUCUCGAAAAGCUAUUGCUUGAAACUGGGUAUGAUUACAGUGAUGCAGUCAUAGUGGUUGAGGGGAAUUCGGUGGGCCUGAAUCGCUGCAUCUUGGCUUCUCGAAGUCAAUUUUUCCAUGAUCUUUUUAAGAAGAGCGCCAAUGAAUCUGCGAAGGAAAGUAAGCCAAAAUAUGAUAUGAAAGAGUUGCUUCCUCAUGGAAAUGUAGGAUAUGAAACUUUCAUGGUUUACUUGCAUUAUGUGUAUACCGGGAAACUUAAGCCACUUCCACCUGAGGUUUCUACUUGUGUUGAUGACUCUUGUGUUCAUGAUGCCUGUGGACCUGCAAUUAAUUGCAUAGUGGAGCUAAUUUAUGCUUCUACGACCUUUCAGAUGAAAGAACUUGUGCUGCUGUUCCAGCGUCGACUACUCAACUUUGUUGAUAAGGCAUUUGUGGAGGAUGUAAUUCCAAUUGCUUUGGCAGCCUUCCAUUGCCAACUGAACCAACUCCAAUCACACUGUGUCCAGAGAAUAGCACGUUCUGAUCUUGAUGAUAUAACUCUUGAGAAAGAGCUUCCACACGAAGUUGUAAGUGAGAUAAAAUCUUUUAGGAAGCAAUCCAUCCAAGCCACGGAGCAUUUAGGCUAUGACAAGAGGGUGAGAAGGAUCCACAAAGCAUUGGACUCUGAUGAUGUAGAAUUACUGAAACUACUUCUUGAGGAAUCCGACAUCACUCUAGAUGAUGCUUUUGCGAUUCAUUAUGCCGCAGCCUAUUGUAACUCUAAAGUUCUAACUGAGGUGCUCAGUGUGGGGAAGGCUAAUCUCAACCUUAGAAAUUCGCGCGGAUAUACAGUGCUUCAUGUAGCAGCUAGGCGUAAGGAUCCAUCAAUCAUUGUAGGUCUAUUAAGUAAGGGAGCAUCUGUUUCAGACUUAACUGAGCAUGGACAAACCGCGAUAACAAUUUGCCGGAGGUUGACUAGGCCAAAGGACUAUAAUGAGUCAAUGACCCAGGGGAAAGAAACUAAUAAAGACAAAUUAUGCAUUGAUGUGCUGGCGAGGGAGAUGAUCAGAAAUCCACUGGCUGGUAAUAUGCCUAUGUCAUCCAUGAUGGUGGCUGAUGAUUUGGUUAUGAGACUGCUGCUCCUAGAAAACAGAGUGGCACUUGCGAGAGUAUUAUUUCCUCUAGAAGCUAAGCUAGCAAUGCAAAUAGCAAAUGCACAUUUGACUUCGGAGUUCCGUGGCCUUAAUUCAGCAACUAAAGGAUUGUGUGGAAAUCUGAGAGAGGUUGAUUUGAAUGAAAUACCACAUGAGCAAGUUAAGCGGCUUCAGAUGAGGCUAGAAGCCCUGCAGAAAACAGGUACUUCCGAGCUGAGCAUCCUUCACUUUCGUUGUUUACAGAAAUGCUGUGACUUUUUCCAUAGAAGAUCUAUGACAUAUUUAAAGUUUGGUAUAUCUGCAAUACAAUUGAGAUAUUUGCAAUUGCAAUUCUGAGAAAUGGAAAUGGCUGUAUGGCAUAACAUUCUGAUUGUAAGUAAGCUUCAAUUCUAUUAGGCAUUUCUUAAGAUAUGCGUCUUUGGUAAAUCAUUUCAGAGUGGUUCUUCAAUAAAUGAACAUUGAAGCUCGUAAAGCUGUUAAACUUCCCUCAGCUUCUCCCAACAGCCAUUUUGCUUCAUUUGCUUGAAUAACAAGAUGAAACAAGUGGAUGGACUGAUCAUAAAUGUUUCAGAUGCUUCGAAAGCAUUAUUACAUUAGGGAACACCUCUUGUUAUGUUCCAUUCUGUCUUAACAAACAUUUUUUAAAAAAAGAUAUCAUGUGCGUCAUCUUAUAAGGGAAAAAAAAAAAAAAAAUCCGCUGCCAUGCUUUUAUCAAUAUUAUCAAAAGUAAAAGUCCAAAAAAGUUAUCUGGAGCCUUCAGGUGGUAUUCUUGCCUAACAAAAGCUGACAGGAAUCCAGGAACAUUGAAAGGAUUGCUGAAGGUUUCAUAAGAUAAUAGAAAUGCAGUUUGCAUAUUAAUAACUCUACUUGGUACGUGGAACAUGUACGUGGAACAUGUCACCGUCAUUUUCCAUUUAAUUAUUUGCAUUUCUGAUGGUUAUACUUCAAUGACAGUGGAGACUGGACGUCGGUUUUUCCCCAACUGCUCAGAGGUUUUGGAUAGGUUCUUGGAGGAUGAUAUGCAAGAUACUCUACUUUUAGAGAAGGUUCCACCCGAGGAGCAAAGUGGGAAGAAGAUGAGGUACAUGGAACUCAAAGAUGAAGUGAAGAAGGCGUUUGAUAAAGACAUAGCUGGAAGAACCUGGGAGGGGGGUCUGUCAUCAUCCUCAUCUUGCUCAUCUUCUCCCAAAGCUGGCGCCAACCAUAAAGCCCGAAAAAGGCAACUGUACUAAAAUUUUUGUUUAGCUAGAAUUUCAUGAGCUUGAGGGCAUCAUAACCUUAAGAACAAAUAAAAGCAGAUACCUUACAGUUACACAUUGUUGCUUGUAUAUAUGUAUCUUGAUGAUAGGCGUGUUAGCAUAGAGAUCUUCUGAUGCUCAUUUUUUAUCUCAUUGGAAAUGAACCAAGUGAGUGAUGCUUGUGAGAUUGCGUAUCUGAUGCAUCCAAUUACCUGCUUUAGUUUUCAGGAGCCUCCUACAUUGUUUUCUACAUGAACUGAUCGACAGUCCUUGGCCCUGUUCGGAGGAUCUUUGCUUCCAUUAGUUGAUGAUAUAAGCUUUCUUCUGGAUGUAACAGUCUCAUAUGUCAGAACUUCAUACUACUGCAUCCAUUAGUGUCUUUAAAUUCACAGAUGAUCUUUCUAUUGUUGUUUUUCCAGAUCUGGAAAGACACUUAGCAACGAUGCAUUUGCAGGAAAUACAGAACUACAAAAGCAAUGAUGCAUUAGUGUCUUUACAUUCAGAGAUGGUCUUAUCCUUCCCAUUCUCUCCAUACCGUAGCAUAUAUUAUUAUUAUUUUAUUUUAUUUUUUGAUGAAAGGUAAAUUGUAUUACUUCUCAACAAACCCUCCGAAAGUUUACAAACCUAUUCCUUCUAUUACACUCUUCUGUUGCCUUUUUUAGCAAACCAAGCCUAAUUUCUGUACAAACAGUUUUUCAGAACUCUUAAACUUUUUACAAACUGUUUCAGUCUUCGAAGUAUUUCCUGUUUCAGCUUUCUAAACAGGACAUCAAUGUCCAUCAGAUUUGCUCCAUGGUGAGCUGCAUUCCUCUGUUGCCAAACCAGAUAAACUACUGCAGCCAGGGCACUAAAUAGAAUCCGUUGUUUACAUUUACUCUGGCACCAGAUUCUAGGUAAUCUUCUUCUCCAUUGCUCCAUCCUGUCAGGAACUCCACAACAGUCAAGCCAAUCUUUUACCAUUUGUAACAGCCUUUUGGAAUACUCGCAUUGAAAAAACAGGUGCUCAAAGCUUUCAUCAGCUAUCUGACAGAGUCUGCAUUCCAUCGGCUGAGUUAUAAUUCUCAGCUGCUGCAACCUGUCUGCUGUCAUCAGCCUUUUCUUCAUGGCUAUCCACACUAAGAAGCUAUGUUUAGGAAUAUUAUACUUCUUCAUGGCAUAUAUUAUUUGACCGUAAUUGAAAGCAAAUAUUUCUUGAUAAUGUUAUCCCCUUUAGAAUCCUGUUAACUAUGAUGACUGCAUUCAAUAACUGGUUCCGGAUCCAUCAUCCAUAUAACUAUAUACUGCAAGUUUACGAGUUUUCAUGGGCUGUAACUGCAAGUUUCAAAAACUUGAAGUCCAAAUGAGGCAAAGGGAGCCAUUAGUAGGCCUUUUAGAGGGGAAUAACUGAUGAUUCCUUGAGAAAUCAAGCCAACAGUUCUACAGCAACCUAAAUCCAAGCUCAGAUUUGAAAUUUCAUAAUUGAUGUGUUUACUAUUCCAACCAUUGUUUUUGUACCUCAGAUUAAACCAUCAAAAGGUUACUCACCAUAAACGCUUUUCUUUACAUCAUUUUCAUCAGAAGCACCUACCUGUCUAAACCAUUAGCCCUACAGGGAGCAUCCGUGCUAGUUUUACAGGAUUUUACAAACUCUAUCACGGAGGAAGCCAUCUCUUCAAUCCCUAAUUCCGCUGGGGUCGUAUCCACAACAAUCUUCGGCACAUCACCAACAUCAUACUCCCAACAACCUGCAUACCCUUCCAAGAGUUUCCCCAUAUCAUGCCAAGACCUUGGCUUGUGCCAGCUUGAUGAUCCCUGAACAUCUGCUUCCUCACCCCUCAUCUCGAUUCGCCUACGCCAUUCAUCCUGAUUCUUCGGCUUGCAUUCGACAAUAACAAGCCGAGCCUCAUUAUCAACUGCCAUCCUGAUCAGCCUGUCCAAGUGAGCCGGACGAGAGAGUGGCGAGUCGAUGACUACACUAAGCCCCAAACUAAGCUGAGUUGAGGCCACUUGCCACAUAACUUGGUAAGACAACUCAUUCAGGAGAUUUUUCGACGAUUCUUGAUGCUGAUCAGGAGUGGAUAACAUGAGGGUUUGUUCAAGUUCUUUUGUGCAAUCCCUGAAAUGAUCUUUGUCUAUGAGAGGACAUUUGAGAGCCUUGGCUAUGGAGCAAGCUAAUGUGGUUUUACCACUACCUGGAUGUCCUUUCAUUGCUAUAAUAACAAUAGGCCUUUGAUGGACUCCAUCAACCUGAUUCACUGCAGUCAUGGUUUUUUUCUGCUACUCCAAAUCAGGACUGAAAAAUUUGAAUACAAUCUGUACAUAUCCUUCCCAUAUGUAAGAGAUAAAAAUCUUGUGAAACCAAGCUUACAAUGGUUGCCACUUGCCAG
This is a messenger RNA of Oldenlandia corymbosa var. corymbosa, 6167 nucleotides long. The record is from the annotation of a GenBank genome assembly. NCBI's taxonomy places the organism in Eukaryota, Viridiplantae, Streptophyta, Magnoliopsida, Gentianales, Rubiaceae.